This is a messenger RNA of Entelurus aequoreus (snake pipefish), 6805 nucleotides long. Its product is annotated as cyclin-G-associated kinase-like. The record is from RefSeq and is a predicted model, not a curated record. Gene Ontology annotation, biological process: positive regulation of Notch signaling pathway; protein phosphorylation; regulation of clathrin-dependent endocytosis. NCBI's taxonomy places the organism in Eukaryota, Metazoa, Chordata, Actinopteri, Syngnathiformes, Syngnathidae. The transcript has 29 exons. Gene Ontology annotation, cellular component: cytoplasm. Gene Ontology annotation, molecular function: protein serine/threonine kinase activity; ATP binding; AP-2 adaptor complex binding. Bases 259 to 4128 code for a protein of 1289 amino acids.
UGAUUUAGCCGUGCGGUGACGUCACCAUCCACCCCGGAAGUGUCGGCCGGUGAUGGCGGCCUCGUCAGCUUGUGUUUGAGAAGACAGCACAAAGUUCUGUGAGCGACACCCACACUCACACACCCUCGCACCCUCCACUUCACUCUGCCGGAGACGCUGCGGACUCACACCGGCACACCUCCCCCCUGCCGGCGCCCGGUGCCCCCCGGUGGUCUUUGUGAGACCCCCCGCAGUAAGUUAGCUUAGCAGGCUAACAGGAUGUCGCUCUUCCAGUCUGCGCUCGAUUUCCUCGCCGGGCCCGGCUCGCUGGGAGCGGCCAGCCGGGACCAGAACGACUUUGUGGGGCAGCUGGUGGAGCUGGGAGACAUGAAGCUAAGGAUCAAGCGGGUGAUCGCGGAAGGCGGCUUUGCGUUUGUGUACGAAGCCCAGGACACAGGAAGUGGCAAAGACUACGCUCUGAAGCGACUCUUGUCCAACGAAGAUGAGAAGAGCAAGGAAAUCAUCCAAGAAGUUUGCUUUAUGAAAAAGCUAUCGGGACACCCCAACGUGGUCCAGUUCUGCUCGGCUGCCUCCAUCAGCAAGGAGGAGUCCGACACCGGACAGGCCGAGUUCCUGAUCCUCACUGAGCUGUGCAAAGGUCAGCUGGUGGACUUCCUGCGGCGAGUGGAGCAGCGGGCGCACGUGUCAUGUGACACCGUGCUGAAAGUCUUCUACCAGGCGUGCCGCGCCGUGCAGCACUUGCACAAGCAGAAGCCCGCCAUCAUACACCGAGACCUCAAGAUUGAGAACCUGUUGAUUAGCAACCAAGGCACCGUCAAGCUGUGCGACUUUGGCAGCGCCACCACGGUCUCGCAUUACCCCGACUACAGCUGGUCGGCACAGAGGCGCUCCAUGGUGGAGGACGAGAUCACGCGGAACACCACUCCUGCGUACCGGACUCCGGAAAUGAUUGACCUGUAUUCCAACUACCCCAUCAACGAGAAACAAGACAUCUGGGCCCUGGGCUGCAUCCUCUACCUGCUGUGUUUCAAGCAGCACCCUUUUGAGGAGGGCGCCAAGCUGCAAAUUGUCAACGGGAAGUACUCCAUCCCGCAGAACCACGCCAAGUACGCCGUGUAUCACGACCUCAUACGCUCCAUGCUGAAAGUGCACCCGGAGGAGCGUCUCUCAAUUACGGAGUUAGUCAACCAGCUCCAGGAAAUAGCAGCAGCACGCAACGUCAACCCCAAGUCCCCCAUCACGGAGCUGCUGGAGCAAAACGGAGGAUUCGGCAACAACGGAUCCCCGGCGCCUCCGCAGAUCCACACUGUCCACGGCAAUCCAGGCAUCUACGAUCCAGAUCAGUCCGGCAGCGGCUUCCUGGACAUCCUCAAGGGAGGAACGGAACGCUUCCUGACCAACAUCAAGGACACCUCGUCCAAAGUUAUCCAGUCAGUCGCCAGCUACGCCAAAGGUGACCUGGACAUUUCCUACAUCACCUCCAGAAUAGCAGUCAUGUCGUUCCCGGCCGAGGGGGUGGAGUCUGCCAUAAAGAACAACAUCGAGGACGUGCGACUCUUCCUGGAUUCACGCCACGCUGGCCACUACGCCGUCUACAACCUCUCCAAGCGCUCCUACAGGUCGUCUCGCUUCCACAACAGGGUGUCCGAGUGCAACUGGCAGGUGCGCCGCUGCCCCAACCUGCGCAGUCUUUACAGCGUGUGCAAGAACAUGCAUCAGUGGCUCAAGCAGGACCAGAGGAACAUCUGCGUGGUCCACUGCCUGGACGGCAGAGCGGCGUCGGCGGUGGCCGUGUGCUCCUUCCUGUGCUUCUGUCGCCUCUUCACCACGGCCGAGGCGGCCGUCUACAUGUUCUCCAUGAAGCGAUGCCCGCCCGGCAUCGCCCCCUCGCACAAGAGGUAUAUCGAGUACAUGUGUGACAUGAUGGCGGAGGAGCCCAUCAUCCCCCACUGCAAGCCCAUGGUCAUACGCUCCAUCGCCAUGACGCCCGUGCCCCUCUUCAACAAGCAGCGCAACGGCUGCCGGCCCUUCUGCGAGGUUUACGUCGGCGACGAGAGGGUCCUCACUACCUCACAGGAGUACGACAGGAUGAAGGAUUUCAAGAGCGAGGACGGAAGAGCCGAGAUUCCCUUGAAUGUGAGCGUCCAAGGAGACGUGCUGGUGGUCAUCUACCACGCCAGGUCCACGCUGGGAGGACGUCUGCAGGCCAAGAUGGCCUCCAUGAAAAUGUUUCAAAUCCAGUUCCACACGGGCUUUGUCCCCAGAAAUGCCACCACUGUGAAGUUUGCCAAGUACGACCUGGACGCCUGUGACAUCCAGGAGAAGUAUCCAGACUUGUUCCAGGUCAACCUCGACAUCGAAGUGGAGCCCAGAGAGAGGCCCAGCGCCAAGACCCCGCCAUGGGACGGCUACCAGACCAAGGGCCUUAACCCCAAAAUCCUCUUCUCCUCUCGCGAUGAGCAGCAGGAGAUCCUCAGCAAGUUUGGUAAACCAGAACUGCCUCGUCAGCCGGGGUCCUCAGCCUUCUAUGACUCCAGUUUGCCACCGGAGCCUGCGCAGACCCCGGAAAACUCUACCGCAACCGAAGCAGAAUCUUCUGAGAGCCCGGACGCCGACAACUUCUUCCAGACUUUGGACUGGGAAGAUGUCGGCGCCCCCCAGGAGGCCUCCGAUAGUCAAGGAGGCGGAUCCAUGAACGACCAGGACGAUCUGAGCGAUCAGUCAGAAGGAGAGUCCUACUCCUACUCUGCUCCCAGUGGAGGGGGUCUGUCUCGGGACACCAGUGAACCCCUGUUUGACGCAGACUUCCAGACUCCUUCCCCGGGAGCCGAGGACUCGCCCGCCGACGACACGGCCGACCUCUUAGGUUUGAACUCUGACCCCGCGCCUCCUCAGGUGGGCCUGAAAGCCUCCUCCAGCCAAAGUGACCUCCUCAACGACCUGUUUGCGCCCCCCGCGGCAGUGCAGGAAGACUUGUUCUUUAGCGGAGAAGCUGGCGGCUCCAAACCCACGAGCGACCUGUUCGACCCCUUCGGCAUGGGCUCCAGCUCCGGGGUGGGCUCCAGCGUGGGCUCCUCUCGGCAGGCCUCCGGUGCCGACCUGUUUGGGGACUUGUUAAGCUCGGACGGUUCCGCCGGCAGCAGCUUCAGCGCAGCCCGGAGCAACCCCGCCCCCGUCUCCAACGCCAGCCUCUUUGACCUGGACAAGUUGGUGAAGGACGCUCCCAAGAUGACGACGUCCGCCAGCCACCCUGACCUCCUGCGGGGGUGGGACAGCUGGGCGGCGAGCACGAGCACGUCCACCAGCGUGAGCUCCACUGCCAGCAGGCCCGCCUACACCAGCACAGCUUCUAGUCUGGCGUCAAUGUCAAAGGCCAAAUCUCAGACCUUUGAUCCUUUUGCUGACUUGGGAAACCUCAGCUCCAAACGACCAAAUUCAACCAACAGUACCAUGUCCGGCACAAAAGUACCUUCGUCUUCCUCCUCCUCUUCGUCCUCUGCCGCCAAGCCUCAAGCCCAGUCCUGGCAGGCCGGUAGAGCUGCUUCCAGUCAAAACAAACAAUGGCAGUCUGGGUCUGCGCCCAAGGAGGCGUCGGCCCCGCAGCCUUCCGGCGCUCAGUCUGCCAAGCCCAACUACAACCUCAACUUCUCCAGCGUCAUCGGAGGCCGGGAGGAGCGAGGCGUUCGAACUGCGGGAUUUGGCCCCAAGCCCAAAGUAAAGGAGGAGGACUUCGGGGACUUGCUGUCCACUCAGGGUUUCUCCUCCAAGUUUGACAGAAAAGGGCCGAGGACUAUCGCUGAAAUGAGGAGGGAGGAGCUCACAAGAGAAAUGGAUCCUCUCAAACUACAGAUCCUGGACUGGAUCGAGGGCAAGGAGAGGAACAUCCGCGCGCUGCUGUCCACGCUGCACACCGUGCUGUGGGAGGGCGAGACCCGCUGGAAGCCCGUGGGUAUGGCAGACCUGGUGACGCCCGAGCAGGUGAAGAAGUUCUACAGGAAGGCCGUGUUGGUGGUCCACCCUGAUAAGGCGACGGACCAGCCGUACGAGCAGUACGCUAAGAUGAUCUUCAUGGAACUGAACGACGCCUGGUCAGAGUUUGAGAACCAGGGAUCCAAAGCGCUCUUUUAAAAACCGGCUCGACCCGGACCGGACCGAGCUGGACCGGAUUUGGCCUUUUUGAAGACGACAAAAAACCACCCCCGAAACGGAUUCAAUCCUGGGUCAGAUUGGACUGGACUGAGCCCACAUUGGGCCUUCUUUGUUCUUCUUGUCGUCCCCUCGCCACCGGCCCCGCGGUGGUGGUGGUCCGCACUCGCCGUGGUGGUGGUGGUGGUGGUGGUGGUCCGCUCUCGGCGUGGUGGUCCGCACACACACCCGGAGUGACAAUCACGUGACCAACACUUCACUUCAAACUGUCAACAACAACAGAUUGUGUUCAUGCCUGCAAGUGUUGCUAACGAGCAAAAUGGAGACUUUGUGGCUGUCUAAGUAUUAUUAUAUUACUUUAUUAUUAUUACAUUAUUACUUUAUUAUUAUUACAUUAUUACUGCUAACUGACACUUGCAGGUUCGCUCUUAAAAAGUGCUCUUUUUUUUGUUUUAGCCUGGAUGUUCAUGUUAGGCUCUUAUGGGAAAAAGUGGAGGAUGGUCCUGCUCUCAUGCUGCAUUCAGGCAACUGGGACAUCGGAACACUUUCUCUCCUCCUCCACUCAAAGCAGUAUGUACCCACUAGUUCUACUAUUUAGAUUUAGGAUGCUACAUGAGCUCCACGCUACGCUGUGAUGCUAACUGUUUGCACGCCAACAACGAGGCUCUUAAUGAUGGAGGGAGAGCAUACAGUGAGCUACGUAACGUAGCAUGUCGCUAACUGUAUGCACGCCAAUAACGAGAGGUAGCACAUAGCCGGGAUCGUGCUACGCUAGGUAGCUAACUGCUGCUCACCAACAGCGAGGCUCUUAAUGAUGGAGGGAGAGCAUACAGUGAGCUACAUAACGUAGCAUGUCGCUAACUGUAUGCACGCCAAUAACGAGAGGUAGCACAUAGCCAGGAUCAUGCUACGCUAGGUAGCUAACUGCUGCUCACCAAAAAACGAGGCUCUUGAUGAUGGAGGGAGAGCAUACAGUUAGCAAGAUGCUAUGUUAUGUAGCUAACUGUAUGCUCCUCCAUGAUAUCAUACAUGAUGGAGGGAGAGCAUACAGUUAGCAGCCUGCUAUGUUAUGUCACUAACUGUACACUCCAUGAUAAAAUAUGAGCGCAUACGGUUAGCUCCAUGCUAUGCUAUUUAGGUCACCAUAUACACCUCCAUGAUGUUUUAUAUGAUAAGGGAGCGCAUACAGUUAGCAUCAUGCUGUUUCGUGUAGCUUAUAAAUUAUGAUAUAUGAUGGAGGGAGUGUACACAGUUAGCAUCAUGCUGUUAUGUAGCUUAUAAAUCAUGAUAUAUGAUAAGGGAGUGCAUACAGUUAGCAUCAUGCUAUGCUAUGUAGCUUAAUACAUAUGAUGGAGGGAGCACAUACAGUUAGCAUCAUGCUAUGUUAUGUAGCUUAUUAAUUAUGAUAUAUGAUGGAGGGAGUGCAUACACUGUUAGCAUCAUGCUAUGUUAAUAAUGUAGCUUAUUAAUUAUGGUAUAUGAUGGAGUGCAUACAGUUAGCAUCAUGCUAUGUUGAUAAUGUAGCUUAUUAACUAUGAUACAUGAUAAGGGAGUGCAUACAGUUAGCAUCAUGCUAUGUUAAUAAUGUAGCUUAUUAAUUAUGAUAUAUGAUGGAGGGAGUGCAUACAGUUAGCAUCAUGCUAUGUUAAUAAUGUAGCUUAUUAUGAUAUAUGAUAAGGGAGUGCAUACAGUUAGCAUCAUGCUAUGUAAUGUAGCUUAUAAAUAAUGAUAUAUGAUGGAGGGAGGGCAUACAGUUAGCAUCAUGCUAUGUUAUGUAGCUUAUAAAUAAUGAUAUAUGAUGGAGGGAGGGCAUACAGUUAGCAUCAUGCUAUGUAAUGUAGCUUAUAAAUAAUGAUAUAUGAUGGAGGGAGGGCAUACAGUUAGCAUCAUGCUAUGUAAUGUAGCUUAUAAAUAAUGAUAUAUGAUGGAGGGAGGGCAUACAGUUAGCAUCAUGCUAUGUUAUGUAGCUUAUAAAUAAUGAUAUAUGAUGGAGGGAGUGCAUACAGUUAGCAUCAUGCUAUGUAAUGUAGCUUAUAAAUAAUGAUAUAUGAUGGAGGGAGGGCAUACACGCACACUUAUUGUCAAUAGGAUUUGGAAAAAACCGCAUACAGUUGACCAAGUAGCCUAAGUUUGAUACCGGCCCUCAGUUUGAUUGACAGCUGUCACAACAAGUGAAGAGGGUGAUUGACUGUGGCCCUUGGGGUCCACGGUGUGUUUUUGUACCAGCGAUCAUUGUAAAUAUGAAACAUCAUGAAGAAUAUUAUCAUCACUCUUUCUGCUCAUUUGACUUUUGUUUCACCUCACGGACCAAACGUCACUUUCUUAUUUAUUCUUCUUUCUUUGUUAGGCCUUUUGUUGACACGUUAGACAUUCUAAUAUAUACAACAUUCCAAAGUAAAUAAUACCAACGUGAUGUUUCACCACACAUCCUCUCUUUCUUCUUUCUUCUACUUGCCUUUGGGAAGAUGUCUGCGACGUGGUCACGUGACCACUUUGGAAGUCACGUGACCACGUUGGAAGUCACGUGACCACGUUUGAAGUCACGUGACCACGUUGGAAGUCACGUGACACAAUCAUCCCCGCUAUUACCGCAUCAGCAAAACAAAGCGCUGAUGUGCGACUAAUACCAUGAAUGUACAUUUCAAUCAUUAAAAGAUCC